GCCGAAGGUGGUGACGUCACGUGAUACAACUCAUUUUGAAUUCCUUAUACGGAGUGGCCUAACGCAAAUUCUCCCGUUCGGCAUUUCUCCAUCGAAGCAAUCAACCUGUCUAUAGUCCGGAGAUCAACAUCACCGCUUGGACUUCUCCGGCGAGAUCUCUGCAAUUUCCGAUCCAUACCGCCCGCAUAUUAGGUUAGAUCCCAACCAUGGCUCCGGUUUCAGCCCUCGCCAAGUACAAGCUCGUCUUCUUGGGAGAUCAGUCGGUCGGCAAAACCAGCAUCAUUACUCGAUUUAUGUACGACAAGUUCGAUAACACAUAUCAGGCUACUAUUGGGAUUGAUUUUCUAUCUAAGACCAUGUAUUUGGAAGAUCGAACGGUUCGAUUGCAGCUCUGGGAUACUGCUGGUCAAGAAAGGUUUAGGAGUCUUAUUCCAAGCUAUAUCAGGGAUUCCUCUGUUGCAGUUAUUGUGUAUGAUGUCGCAAGCAGGCAAUCAUUCCUGAACACUUCAAAAUGGAUUGAGGAGGUACGCACUGAGCGGGGCAGUGAUGUUAUAGUUGUCCUUGUUGGGAAUAAAACUGACCUUGUGGAUAAGAGACAAGUAUCAAUAGAGGAAGGAGAAGCCAAAGCUCGUGACCUGAAUGUUAUGUUUAUUGAGACCAGUGCAAAGGCUGGGUUCAACAUCAAGCCAUUAUUUCGGAAGAUUGCUGCAGCCCUACCGGGAAUGGAAACAUUAUCUUCAGCAAAGCAGGAAGACAUGGUCGAUGUCAAUCUCAAGUCCAGCAAUCCAAAUGGAUCUCUGUCCCAACCGCAGUCAGGAGGGUGUGCAUGUUGAUUAAGGGCCAGUCUAGAUUGGUGCAACCAUUAUCUGUAAAGCUCUUGUUCUUGAAUAGCAUUUAAAUUUUGGUUGUGCUUAUUAAAAAAUUUUCACUCAAAAACAGAUGGUUUAGUUGAAUUCAUGUUUUGCGUAAUCUGAACAAAUUAAUGUGGACCAGUAGGGAGUGAGACUAUAUUUUGCUAAAUUUUACCUUAGGCAUACAUGUUUUGAUUCGACUUGGCUUUGUUAGGUAUUUUUUACUGGGAAAUGCAAUAAAUGGAUUUGGUUAACUA
This is a messenger RNA of Diospyros lotus (date-plum), 1108 nucleotides long. Its product is annotated as ras-related protein RABH1b. Lineage: Eukaryota; Viridiplantae; Streptophyta; Magnoliopsida; Ericales; Ebenaceae. Bases 207 to 833 code for a protein of 208 amino acids. Gene Ontology annotation, molecular function: GTPase activity; GTP binding. The transcript is spliced from 6 exons. The record is from RefSeq and is a predicted model, not a curated record.